AUGUCGCGCCCUCCCGUACCGCGUUCCUCUGUCGCCAGUGGCCUUGCACCUCCCGCUCCACCCCCGGGUUAUCCUCCCAGCAUGCACGGAUCAGGCGUGCUUCCCCCACCUCUCAGCGCAGCACCAAGUCGACCGCACUCACGGAUCGAGCCGCCCCCGUUGAGCUCGACUGCUGGUCCGAUGCCCGGGACACUUGAGCGACCUAUCGCCGGGCCGCGCAAGAGACUCAUUGUCACAUGCGACGGCACCUGGCUUGACUCUGACAAUGGAUUGAUGAACGGUCAAAAACAACCGCCAUCCAACGUGUCGCGAAUAGGCUGGGCGAUUAAAGACACGUCAAGAGAUGGGAUCCCCCAAAUCGUCAACUACCAGGCGGGAGUGGGCACAUCUGGUGGGCCAGCGGCGCGAGCGGUGGGAGGUGCCACAGGGCUCGGGCUGAAGGAGAACAUGCGCGAAGCAUACACUUACCUGGCCAUCAACUGGAGAACCGGGGACGAGAUAUUCCUCAUCGGCUUCAGUCGGGGGGCAUUCACGGCGCGAAGCAUCGGUGGCAUGAUCGGGGCGUUGGGACUUCUCACCCGAGCCGGCCUGCCAAGUUUCAACGAGAUCUUUGAAGACUGGCAACACCGCUACGACGAGCGAUACGUGUCCAAAUUCCCCAGUGUGCCGUUUCCCGAGAAGGGGCCAUUUGACCAGCACUAUGUGCACGAGCUUGCGAGGCGCGGGUUGACCACCCUCAACGUGCCCAUCAAGGCCAUAGCUUGCUGGGACACUGUCGGCAGUCUAGGCAUACCGCGCCUGGGAUGGAUGGAGUCUCUUCACUUAUCCAGCCCAAACAUGCACAACUAUGACUUCUACGACACCCGGCUACACCCGUGCAUAGAAAACGCAUUCCAAGCCCUGGCACUGGAUGAGCGGCGCGCUCCUUUCUCGCCCGCUGUGUGGGAACGGCGCGACAACGACCGGACGAACCUGGUGCAGGUGUGGUUUCCCGGCGUGCACAGCAACGUGGGCGGUGGGUAUGACGACCAGGAACUGGCCAACAUCACGCUCGCUUGGAUGAUCUCCAAACUCGAGCCGUUUUUGGAUUUCCGGCCAAACUUUCUCAUGAGUCUGUGGGAAGAGAACCGCGCGUAUUACAAGUCGACGGGCCAGAAGACGAGAUGGUGGAGUUUCGGCGAGCUUUACAACUCUUUCAAGGGCUUCUACAGCCUAGCCGGCUCCAAGAUACGAACGCCAGGCAACUACUACCGCACCGACCCGUACACGGGCCGGCCGAUGAGCAAGAGACUGAGAAACACCAACGAGUACAUCCACGCCAGCGUCCGGAGUCGUCUGGGUCUUCAAGGGCCUGGAGCCCAGGAUCGGGGGGCGUACGAUCCGCCUGCUUUGCGCGACUGGACGUUCGAUUCCGAAUUCGUCCCGCCCAGUGAAGGUGGCAACGCGAACGGACUGCUUGUGGUGUGGACAGACCGCAGCACGAAGCGCAAAGGCGGGCAAGACAAGAUCCCGGAGGCGCGUCUGUCCGAGACCGAACUGGUUCUUCUCCAACGGAGCCCCAGGGUGUAUGACUACAUAUCCAAUCUGAGGCCGCCGUCGGCCCCGAAGGAAAAGAGGAGGUCGCGUAGACACGAUAGCGUGCCGCCAGAAAUGACCGGGGCUGGCGAACUCCCGGCACAGAACGGGCGACGGAGUGGAGUGAAACUGGAUCCAGAUGGUCUACCGGAUACAGAUGACGAUAGACGACGGAGGAGGCGGAGAGAGAGUCGUGGCCCGGACCGGCAGAGACAUCGACACAGUCGCCGGUAUGACGACGAUUGA
Capronia epimyces CBS 606.96 is the source of this 1821-nucleotide messenger RNA. RefSeq lists its product as uncharacterized. The coding region runs from base 1 to 1821 and encodes 606 amino acids. Lineage: Eukaryota; Fungi; Ascomycota; Eurotiomycetes; Chaetothyriales; Herpotrichiellaceae. The transcript has a single exon. The record is from RefSeq and is a predicted model, not a curated record.